GAAAGUUUAUUUGCUGCUGAAUGAAAAAAAACUGUAUAAAAAGUCGAGGAACAAAAAGGCUCUAAAGCGUUUAUUUACACAGUCCACAUCCUUUAUUGAAAUGUCUAUCCAGCUUAUCCGAAAGGCUGUCCCUGAAGCUGAUGAGGCUAUUAUUGAAUACAUUGAUGGAUAUCUGCGUGAAAAUGACUUCGAUGAGGAUGAGGAUGCUGUUUCCGACUUCAUUAAGCCUAUUUUAUUAGAUGCUGGAGGAGAAGAAGAUAAAAUUGACGAACUAUGUGAACAACUCUCCGAUUUGUUACAAGCCAAGCAAAAAGCAGCAGCACCUAAACAGUUAUCUAAGCUAGAACACUCCAUUACCAUGGCUAACCAAAGUGGCCUUUCCUCUACUACCAACCUUGGUCGAGGAUCUGUUGAUUUAGAGCACGCUUCAGGGCGACGUGUUCAAUCGCAAGUUAAUCAAGAUAAGCUGCGUAAAGCUGAAGCCAAAAUUGCAGCCAAAAUUGCCAAGCGUCAAGAAAAGAGUAAUUUGAAGAUUCAGUACGAGGCAUCUCGUUUAUUAGACGAGCAAAAGGCUUUACAAGAAGAAUACAAAUUAUACAACCCUAUUUUGGAUUACACAUCAACCAAAGGCAAAAACAAAGAUAUUAAGAUUGACAACUUUGAUAUUUCGUUUGCAGGUCGUCGUAUUUUGACAGAUGCUAGCUUGACGAUUGCAUUUGGCAGACGUUAUGGUGUAGUUGGUAAAAACGGUAUUGGUAAAUCUACUUUGUUGAGAGCAAUCUCUCGUCGUGAAGUAGCUGUACCUCAGCAUAUUUCUAUUCUUUACGUUGAACAAGAAGUACAUGGUGACGAUACGCCUGCCAUUGAAAUGGUCUUACGUGCUGAUGUAUGGCGUGAACAUUUACUCGAAAAGGAACGUGAUUUAACCGCUCAGAUCAAUGCUUUAGAUUCAGCGGAAGGAGACUUGACAGAAGAGGAGAAGAAAGCAAAUGAGGCAAAGAGAUCUAGUCUAGAUACUGAAUUGAAGGAGGUGUUUAGCAAACUUGUCGAAAUUGAAAGCGAUAAAGCCGAAAGUAAAGCCUCUGCAAUUUUGGCUGGUCUUGGUUUUGAUACCGAGCAACAAAAGAGGCCCACUAAGGAAUUUUCCGGUGGUUGGAGAAUGAGAAUAUCGCUUGCUCGUGCUUUGUUCUGUAAGCCUGAUGUAUUAAUGCUUGAUGAACCGGAUAAUAUGUUGGAUAUCCCUGCAAUUGUUUGGUUGGAAAAUUACUUACAACACUGGCCCAAUACAUUACUUGUGGUUUCUCACGACAGAGAAUUUUUGGAUGAAGUGGCAACUGACAUCUUAUACAUGCACUCUGAAAAAUUGGACUAUUAUAAGGGUAAUUUUUCCAAUUUUUGGGGUACUAAAGAGGAACGUCGUAGAAAUCAACUCAAGGAGUAUGAAUCACAACAAAUGUAUCGUAAACAUCUUCAAGAAUUCAUCGACCGUUGGAGAUACAAUGCUAAGCGUGCACCUCAAGCACAAGCAAGAAUCAAACUCCUCGAAAAACUACCUGUUUUGGAGCCACCGGAAGAUGAAGAAGUUGUUACCUUCUCUUUCCCUAACCCAGAGCAAUUGUCUCCGCCUAUUCUACAGAUGUCAGAAGCGACAUUCGGAUAUGUGCCAGAAAAAACUAUUAUCCGCAAUAUUAACAUUGACGUUAGGAUGGACUCCCGCAUUGCUGUGGUAGGUCCAAAUGGUGCUGGUAAAUCCACCAUGUUGAAGUUAUUGACAGAAGAAAAUAAACCUACCUCUGGUAUGGUGCACCGAAAUGGUCGUCUUCGUGUUGCUUACUUUACCCAACAUCACAUUGAUCAGCUUGAUUUGACCAAGAACGCUGUCGCCUUUUUGGCUGACAAAUUCCCAGGAAGGACAGAAGAAGAAUAUCGCCGUCACUUGGGCUCAUUCGGUAUCACUGGUAUGGUCGGUUUACAAGUGAUGAAAACACUAUCUGGUGGUCAAAAAUCACGUGUAUCUUUUGCUACUCUUAGUUUACAGAACCCUCAUAUUUUGGUUCUUGAUGAACCGACUAAUCAUUUGGAUAUGGAGUCUAUGGAUGCCUUACAGGAAGCGCUAAAGAGAUUCACAGGUGGCGUCAUUAUUGUUUCUCACGAUGAAAGAUUCAUCAAUUCCGUAUGCAAUGAAAUUUGGAUUUGUGAAGGCGGUGUGUUGAAGAAGUUCUCUGGUACUAUCAAGGAGUAUAAACAGCUUAUCUGUCCCAAGGAAGCGCCUUAGCUUUUUAGAGUUUGCUUUGAAAGCAUUAUACAUUAUAAAUUCUCGUUGAUGUUAAUAAAUAUGCCCUUUCUCUUUAUUGUAAAUAACAA
Messenger RNA from Mycotypha africana, 2364 nucleotides. RefSeq names its product P-loop containing nucleoside triphosphate hydrolase protein. Gene Ontology annotation, molecular function: ATP hydrolysis activity; ATP binding. The transcript is spliced from 2 exons. Bases 101 to 2275 code for a protein of 724 amino acids. NCBI's taxonomy places the organism in Eukaryota, Fungi, Mucoromycota, Mucoromycetes, Mucorales, Mycotyphaceae. The record is from RefSeq and is a predicted model, not a curated record.